AUGCCUCCAAAAUCAAGAGUAUCAGUUGAAGAUACAGUUAAUGUACAUUUAUGGAAUUCAAUAAAUAAAAUAGCUCCUAUCGUGGAAAAUAAACCUAAUACUCUUGGAUUGCAGCCUAAAGUGUGGACAGAUGUAUUAGCAUUAGAGUUCUGGAAACAAUAUCGACUAAAAUGUGCCUUUGUUUUUAAAAAAGCUACAAUUCAGGAAUAUGGAAAUUAUUAUUUAACAAUCUUCGGACGUUGUAAAGCCAAAACAUGUAAAAAAAAAAUAUUUGGAUAUGUAGAAGAAAAUCCAGGGGACUAUGGUGAUGUCAUAAUUAAAAUCAACUGCCGAGAUACAAGAUUCGAGAAACAUGAAGACUGUAAACGACCCCUUCAAGGAAAAAGAAGAGACGAAAUGAAGAAAGAAGUGAAGGAAAAAGGUGUGAAAGGGAGUAAUCUUGAUGCUGCUCAAAAACUUCUUCAGCCAGGUGAUACUCAAUGUCCGGUUAUGAGUAGAGCCAAUGUCUUAUACCAAUUGAAGAAAGAGAGUAUCGAAGAUAAUUUUGAUGCACGUCCAGAAGAUCGAAAAAAUCUUGUAAAUGCACUGCUGUCUAUCAAUGAAACACCAAUUUAUCAAAGCUCUGUGAUAACCGUAUGUUUGAAACCGUUUUGGGUAUUUUAUGCUACUCCAUCCCAAAUUCAUUGUUUUAGAGAGUAUUAUCGUUUGCAUAGAAAAUGUUCAAGAAUUUGUAUUGACGCAACUGGAGGAGUAGUCAAGAAAUUCACUGAUCCCAUUAACGGACGUACAAGCGCAAUUUUCUUAUAUUCAAUAGUAAUAAAUUUUGAUGGUACUUCCUUAUCAGUGUUUCAAAUGCUGUCAGAAGCUCACGAUGCCGAUACCAUCACACUUUGGUUAAGAAAAUGGGUGCGGGAAUGGAAAGAUCUAGAAAGGAUUUUGAUAUUAACAUUAAUCAUUUGCAAUACUGAGUAUGAAGAUUCCAUGAUUUGUUAUAAUAAUAAAUUUAUUACUCCUCUAGAUGCUCGAGUUGAGUUGGAAAAUCUUAUCAGCAACAGAAAAACUAAAAUUUUAAUAGAUGACAUGGAAGAAAACAUAAAAACUAUGGAUUUUAGUACGGAUAAAAGUGACAUUUUAAAUGACACUUGUUUUGAAAGCUCAUGUGACAAUAAUGUUACAAUUAAAUUAUGGGCAGAUAAUCUUGCUUCGCAUUCAGACAAUAUUCAAAAUAUUGGUACCAUAUUAAAUUGUUUUUAUGUUCCAUUAUUUAAAGAACCAUUGAUACAUAUAGCCAAAGAAUUCCCUUUAUGGACCAAAGUUUGUGUCCCAAAUAAAAAGUUACGCCCAACGUCUUCAUAUAUCGAAGAGGAUUUCAAGGACUUGAAGAUUAUGUUGAAUAAACAAAUCACUUUACCAGCACGUAUAGAUAUUUUCGUAAAGGCUCAUCUUAAAAAUCUUUUGGGCGGGGUCGUUUUACUUCAAAAUAAAAUUACAAAAUUAGUUGAUGACAAUCUUAAUAAAUCAUCAAUAUCAGUUGAAAAUUUAAAUUGCCAUGAUAAAAAGUCUGAAGAGAAAUUAAACAAUAAUGAUACGUUUCAGGACAUUUUACAGAACGAAAAUUGGCGAGGAUUAGGAAAUGACCCGAAACAUGCUAAUAAAGAGUGGAUGAAUUAUCAAAACGAUGUAAAUUUUCCUGAUCAACGUGAUUUAGACGAAAAUAUUAAAGAUGAUAUGGCUAGUGAGAAAAAAAAUAUUUCAAGUAUGGACAUUAGUGAUAACGACAUUCUGAUGAAAUCUAUAAAUAAUGACCACGAUUAUGAUGCAACAGCUAAUACUCCAUUAAGUGAUAAAAUUUAUGAAGAUAAUACAUUAGAUGUCGCUCUUGAGAAAAUUAGUCGAAAAAUCACAAAAGAAGGUGCCGCAUGCAAAGAAAAAUGGCAAAAUAUGCGUGUUGUUUUUAUGAGACACUUGAAACCUUUGCCAAGUGGUUCUAGAAUAAAAAAGAAGAAACCAUACUAUUUACUCGAUUACAUGCAUUUUUUAACACCAUAUGUAAAACCGGUGAAUCCGCACGAGGCAGGGAACUUGCCAUCUACUAGUUCAAGAGAGAAUACGACAACUGAUGUGUCAAACGAUGUGCCUACCGAGUUCGAGCAAUGUACUGAGCGCAGUAAUGUAGACGAGCCUAGCCCUCCUAGUACUCAUGAUGAUUCCGCUCAUCAUUCUUCAAACCCAAAGCGAAAGAAAUCUUCAUUGCACGAGACUGAUAAGCAUUUCAUUAAUUAUUUAAAACAGAAAUCUACUCGCAUAAAUGAAUCUCAGACGUCCACGGACUCUGUUAUGUCGUUUUUAAAGUCUCGCACCUGA
Molecule: messenger RNA, 2364 nt
Organism: Pieris macdunnoughi
Lineage: Eukaryota; Metazoa; Arthropoda; Insecta; Lepidoptera; Pieridae
Source: the annotation of a GenBank genome assembly